UCUACAACACUACGAAAAGAUCCUUAUUUAAAGUUUGUGUGUGCGUCACCGUAUGAGUGUGCGCGGCGGAGCGACGACUUUGGCUUCAUUUCAUCAGCGGACACAAAUGGAAUACGAUGGAGUACUUCGACAGGAAUAUCUUCUUUACUUUAAUCGUCAUUGCUGACACAAUCUGGCACUCGCAGUCAUUCAAUGUCGGCACUGCAGGUGCCAAGAUCUUCAGCGGACCAGCAUCGGAAGAGUUUGGCUACACAAUCCAGCAAGCAGCAAACCACAAAGACAAAUGGCUCUUGGUUGGUGCUCCAUGGAGUGGUUUCAGUCAGGACAGGAAGGGAGAUGUUUAUAAGUGUCCCAUCUCAGGAUCCAAAAAUACCUGUGACAAGCUUAAUCUUCAGGAUUCUGUGAGCAUUCCAGAUGUCAAAAACAUCAAUCACAACAUGUCCCUCGGUUUGACUCUCACCCAGAUGCCCACAAUCGAUGGCGUGAUGGUGUGCGGUCCUCUCUGGGCCCAGCAGUGUGGCAGUGAGAACUUCUACCCAGGAAUUUGUUCAGAAAUCAACCCGCUUUUCCAACCUCAACCAGCCUUUUCUCCGGCCCUCCAGACAUGUGGAGGGCCUACGGAUAUUGUGAUUGUUUUGGACGGCUCCAACAGCAUCUACCCUUGGCCUCCAAUAACAGAAUUCCUCAAGAAACUAAUACCUGCACUUGAAAUUGGGCCAAAGAGCACUCAGCUCAGUAUCAUUCAGUAUGCAGUUACCCCGAGAGUUGAAUUCAGACUGAAUGAAUAUAAAAACAAAGAUGAGAUGAUCAGUGCAGCGUCUGAUAUCACACAAAUGUAUGGUAUAAAUACCAACACCUUUACUGCCAUUCAUCAUGCCAGUCAGUGGGCAUUCAGCCAAAGUAACGGUGGCCGACCAGGCGCUGCUAAGGUGAUGGUGGUGGUCACAGAUGGCGAGUCUUCUGACGCACACUUGGGCGAAAAUGUCAUUGAGGAAUGUGAGAAACAAGGCAUCACCCGCUUUGGUAUCGCUAUCCUGGGUUAUUACAUCAGAAACAACGUAGACACAGAAAAGCUAAUUAAAGAAAUCAAAUCCAUUGCUAGUUUGCCCACAGAAAAGUAUUUCUUCAAUGUAUCUGAAGAGGCAGCACUGUCCAAAAUUGCUGGAACUCUCGGGAACCGCAUUUUCAACAUAGAAGGCACUGGAAAAGGAGGUGAGAACUUCAAGAUGGAGAUGUCCCAGGUGGGAUUCAGCGCCCACUACUCCACAAGACAGAACGUGAUGAUGUUGGGAGCAGUGGGAGCAUAUGCCUGGAGUGGGACCGUUGUUCAUAAAACAGGUUCACAUGUGGAUAUUUUCCCCAUCUCCACCUUUGAAGAAACCCUUCAGGAUCUCAACCACAGCUCAUUACUGGGUUAUUCAGUGAGCACACUGAGCGAUACGUCAGUGGAAUACUUUGUAGCUGGUGCACCUCGCUCCAACCACUCUGGACAAGUUAUCGUCUACACAGUUAAUGCUCAGAAACAAUCCAGAAUCAUUGAUUCUCAAAGAGGAAAACAGAUUGGGUCCUACUUUGGCAGUGUCCUGUGCUCUGUGGACGUGGACAAAGAUGGGGUGUCAGACCUCCUGCUUGUUGGUGCACCGAUGUUCAUGAGUGCAUUGAAGAGAGAGCAAGGCAGGGUCUAUCUUUUCUCCCAUACUAAGGGUAUCCUGAAUGAACAAGGAUUUCUCAAUGGGCCACCUUCAACUGUGAAUGCACGUUUUGGAAUGGCCAUCGCUGAAAUCCCUGAUCUGGAUCGUGACUCUUAUAAUGAUGUUGUGGUUGGAGCACCGCUUGAAGAUGAAAAACGAGGCGCCAUUUACAUUUACAAUGGGAAACAGAAGACAUUAAACAAAGAGUUCUCACAGAAAAUUCUUGGCUCCAAACUGGAUCCUAAAGUUCAGUACUUUGGAAGAUCUCUGGAUGGUUUGAAAGAUCUAAAUGAUGAUUCAAUCCCUGACAUCUCAGUUGGUGCCCAGGGUAAAGUAGUGCAGCUCUGGUCCCGCGGUGUGGCGUCUGUCAGAGCUACAGCUUCUUUUGACCCUGAUAAAAUCAACAUUUUGAACAAACCAUGUAACAUCAAUGGCCGCAAGCAUUCAUGUUUCAAAACUAGCCUGUGUUUCAGCGCUACUUUCAGACCCAAUAACCCAGUUGGACCCGUUGCCAUAUCCUACACACUGAUUCUGGACGCUGACUUGGAGGCUUCACGAGUGACUUCAAGAGGAUUUUUCACUAAUAACAAUGAUCGUUUAUUUUCAGACAGAGCAAAAAUAACUUCUAAUAGCUUAUGUCAAGACUACCAAGUAUAUGUUCAGGAAACACCGGACUUUGUCAACUCUCUGAAUUUAAAGGUGGAAAUUGAGCAGCAGAAUGCAGAUGUAAACCCUGUCCUCGAUCCUUCUUCUCCAAGUGCAUGGGAGUUUUUUAUCCCCUUCUCGAAAGAAUGCGGCUCUGAUGAUGAAUGUGCUAAUGAUCUGGUGCUGCAAGUAAACACAAAGGAGUCUGGUUCGUCUCCUGUUCUGGUCAGUUACAAUAAUCGAGAGCUGCCAUUUGAAAUUGUUGUAAGAAACAACCUGGAGAACGCCUACAAUACUAAAGUCAUUGCCACAUACUCCAGCAAUCUCUACUACUCUUCCAUCACUGCUCCGACUGAUGGAACAGAAGUCAAAUGCACGUCUGCAACACAAGCACACAUUGUCACUUGCCAGGUGGGAUACCCGGCAUUAAGAAAAGACCAGGAGGUAAAAUUUUGGAUCAAUUUUGAAUAUAACCUGAAUCACCUGCAAGACAGAGCAGAGGUGAAAUUUGAGGCUCAGAGUGAUGGUAAAGAGGAAAAGCCGGCAGAUAACAGCGUGGACAAAUCAAUUCCUCUUCAGUACGAUGCAGGAGUUAUUUUAUCAAGGGAGUCAAAUAUUAACUUCUUCGUGGCAGACACAGCUGUUCCCGUGGUGACGGAGGUGGAAACACUAGACGACAUCGGGCCAGAGUUCAACUUUACAGUCAAGGUUUCAACGAGCAACUUCGCUGUCGGACUGCUGUACCUGACCAUCGCCCUGCCAAUGACCACCAAAGGAGGGAACCCGCUCCUCUAUGUCAUCGAUGUGGACACGCAGGCAGGAGGUUCUGUGAGCUGUGAUUCCAGCGAUCUGAUUAAUCCGCUGAAAAUCGGUGUGAAGACCCACAAAGCGUCCUUUUCUAAGGAGAGCCUGAGAGGCAUCACUCGUCUGGACUGUGACCAUGCAAAUUGCAAGAACAUAGAAUGCAGACUCAAGCACACACAGCCGAAGAGCGACUACUUUGUGAAGGUUAAAACGAGAAUAUGGAGCGGCACAUUUAUGAUGGCUACAUAUCAGACCAUCGAGCUGACCUCUAGCAUUGAUAUUGAGACAUCCAACCCCAGUCUGCUUGUUAUUGGCUUCAAGCAUCUCCCAGUGGUGCUAUCGGUCAGUAAGCCUGGAGAGACAGCCGACGUCCCAGUGGGAGUGAUCGUUGGCAGUGCAAUCGGAGGUCUUCUGCUUCUGGCUGUGGUUGUUGGGCUGCUCUGGAAGUUUGGGUUUUUCAAAAGAAAGUACAAGCAGCUGCAGAUGGAAGGUGAUGAUGAUGCAGCACGCAAAGCAAACGCAGAUGGAGUGCUGUGAGUGGAGGAGAAAACCUGCAUAUCUCUCUCUUUUUGCUGGAUGUUUUCGGUGGGUGCUGGUAACUUCUUUCAUGUUUUUGUAAAUUUCAGAUGGUCUAUAGCUCAGUCACUGGAAAUUGGACAAGUUUAACCCCUUAACGCCUGAAUUUAUAUAGCUGUAUAUAAAAAAAUGUUUUGUGUGUGUUUUUGCCUUCAAGUAGAUGGUAAAUAAUGUUGAGAUUAUUAAUUUCACUUUUGCACAAAA
Thalassophryne amazonica is the source of this 3920-nucleotide messenger RNA. Its product is annotated as integrin alpha-2-like. Gene Ontology annotation, biological process: integrin-mediated signaling pathway; cell-matrix adhesion; cell-cell adhesion. Lineage: Eukaryota; Metazoa; Chordata; Actinopteri; Batrachoidiformes; Batrachoididae. Gene Ontology annotation, molecular function: integrin binding. Gene Ontology annotation, cellular component: external side of plasma membrane; integrin complex. The record is from RefSeq and is a predicted model, not a curated record. Bases 117 to 3677 code for a protein of 1186 amino acids. The transcript has 30 exons.